UGGGCCAGCUGACGCAUCGAAGAUGAAGCAAGGUUGACACAGCGAUGAUGCAGUCGAUGAUACAUCUGAUAUCUGGCCAUAGAUCACGUCUGCGCGCACGCUGCCCGCUUUGGCUAGUGCACAAAAGCUCACGCAGCUGAAAUCGAGUAUUUAAGUCCAGUUCUUUUGGAGCGCUGAGUUCAGUUGGAGAGCCCGAGCAGAGAUCACACAUCAAGCUAACUUAACAUAUCAGAAUGGGCGCCCCUGCCAACUCUGUUUGGCUGCCGCCGCUGCUAAUGCUAACGGUAAUGGCAUUGGCACAGCUGGCAAUAGGGCAGAAGAAUGACACCAUCAGCAGCAGCAGCAGCAGCAGUCCGAGCAGCCUCAGCAGCAGCACCACAAUCCGUCCCAGCUCCGAUGCUGAUUUGGUAAUUGGCGGUGAUCUCAAUAAGGCAGCUCGUGUUGAGGAGAUGGACAAGGCGCUGGAGACAGACCUGGAUAGCAAUGCGGUGACACCGAAGGUUGCUGAAGAUGGUCAGUACGAUGUGAUCGAUGUUAUGGCCGCCACAAGCGCCGGAGUCGGCAAGCCCAAGAGCGGCCAGACGACGCGCAUCUAUACCACCGGCGAAGUGAACGAUGAUUUCUGGCUGAAGCAUUUGGGCGACGACUUCAAGCAUGCCAUUCACCUGCAGGUGGGCGGCACCAAUGAGGACUACAAUCGCAUCAUCAAUCAGACCAACAAUGGUGUGCAUGAGGAGGUGCAUCAUGAGUAUUUGCCGGGUGCCGAGCGGCCGCCAGAGGUGCAACAGCAGGAACAGCAGCAGCGACAGCAGCAGCAGCAGCAGCAGCAACAGCAGCAGCAACAUUUCAGUAGAUCCGCUGGCUAUGGUCACCCUAAUUUGGUCACCCAGUUGAGUCUCGAUGGCGAGGCAAUGUCGCUCAAAGCCAACUACCAUAGGCAGCAGGCGGAGCACCAGAGGCAGCUAUACGAAAGGGGCUAUGCAUUGCCCAACACACAAUACAACACACACACAGUUUAUAGGCACCCACAACACCCACAACACACACAACAGUCACAACACACGCAACACACACAACACAAACAACACUCACACACACAGGCUGGCAAGUCGGCCAAUGGCUUGCGCCAUCGCUACAAAUCCAAUCCAGCUGCAUCGGAAACCUCGCCUCCUGCCAGCUACAUCAGCUCCAGCGAGGACACCUUGCACGCCGAACAGUCUCAGGCCGCGCCCAGCUCGAGUGUCGCACGCUCCGAGGACUUCGAUGGCCAGCUGCCCUUCAAGUCGGCGUUCAACGAUUUCGGCAGUCGACCCACUCGCGAUCUAACCUAUUUGCUUUAUAAGCGCGGACUCUGAGCGCCGGAGACUAAAUAAGUUUAGCAUUUAAUAAGUCAAUAAA
Drosophila navojoa is the source of this 1398-nucleotide messenger RNA. RefSeq names its product Chorion protein c at 7F (gene Cp7Fc). The record is from RefSeq and is a predicted model, not a curated record. Gene Ontology annotation, molecular function: sequence-specific DNA binding. Gene Ontology annotation, cellular component: nucleus. Gene Ontology annotation, biological process: regulation of gene expression. NCBI's taxonomy places the organism in Eukaryota, Metazoa, Arthropoda, Insecta, Diptera, Drosophilidae.